Molecule: messenger RNA, 747 nt
Organism: Rodentolepis nana
Lineage: Eukaryota; Metazoa; Platyhelminthes; Cestoda; Cyclophyllidea; Hymenolepididae
Source: the annotation of a GenBank genome assembly
CUUCCCGGGCCCCGUAAAGCUAGGGCAUCAUCUAACCAAAGUGUAUCUCCUUCAUCCUCGACAGGCCCAAGAAUGCAACAAACUUACAGAUACAAUGAAUUGAAUUCAUAUCAAGAUGUCUCAUGGAACAGACAAUUCUCAAACCCACCACACGGCCAAAGUUCCUACUUAAGCACUAAUGGAGUUGGAAAUGCGCUAUCGAUUGAUGCUGGAAGCGAAGGUGAGCUAACACCACUUCCCCGUGCCAGAAAUCAAAACGAACCGCAUCCAAGAAGUCAAUCCACUGCUCUCGGAAGGUUCUGGGCACCACAAACGGAAGUUUCUCCUGAAAACAAGGCAAACAAAUUCAGUGGAAAAGAACUCUACAAUAGAUUUCUUGUCUCUUUUCGUAAGAAGAAAAAGGAACCACAAGAAGAGACGGUACCAGAGUCUAUUCCACCUGCAUCUGCAAGAGCGACAAAUGAAAAUGCGGCCAAACCUACGAAAUCGGUGGCUGAGACGGUGAAAGCAUGUGUUUUGCUUCUAGAUGGUGAGGAAGUGUCAUUGAAACUCAGUAAAAAGGCGGUUGGCAUGGAGCUCAUUAAACGCGUAUGUGAUGGGCAGGAUAUUAUUGAAACGGACUAUUUUGGAAUUACCUACACAGACAAGAAACUGGGAACUUGGUUUUGGUUGGACUUUGAUAAAAAGAUAAUUAAACAAGUUCCGUAGUUCGCUCAAGGUGAACUCUCCAGAGUACUGCCAUGGUAA